Mugil cephalus (flathead mullet) is the source of this 2124-nucleotide messenger RNA. RefSeq names its product retinoblastoma binding protein 5 (gene rbbp5). Bases 143 to 1831 code for a protein of 562 amino acids. Gene Ontology annotation, cellular component: Set1C/COMPASS complex. The transcript is spliced from 14 exons. The record is from RefSeq and is a predicted model, not a curated record. Gene Ontology annotation, molecular function: protein binding. NCBI's taxonomy places the organism in Eukaryota, Metazoa, Chordata, Actinopteri, Mugiliformes, Mugilidae.
AUUGUUUGGGGUCCUCGUUGGACGCUCCGCGGCGCCAGUCUCAUCCACGGUAGAUGAAGAGCACGGAGGAAUAAAUACUACGACUAAAAUAUCGUAGCGAAGUCCAGUUGGUAAAGGACUUUGGAUACUAAAAGUUGCAGCCAUGAAUCUGGAAUUGCUCGAGUCGUUCGGGCAGAACUAUCCAGAGGAGGCAGAUGGCACUCUGGACUGUAUCAGCAUGGCCCUCACCUGCACCUUCAACCGCUGGGGCACCCUGCUGGCUGUGGGCUGCAACGAUGGUCGCAUCGUCAUCUGGGACUUUCUCACACGAGGAAUCGCCAAAAUCAUCAGUGCACACAUCCAUCCAGUCUGCUCAUUAUGUUGGAGUCGAGACGGUCACAAGCUGGUAAGCGCCUCCACAGACAACAUUGUCUCGCAGUGGGACGUCCUGACUGGAGACUGUGACCAGAGGUUCCGUUUCCCUUCACCCAUCCUGAAACUGCAGUGCCACCCCAGAGACAUGGACAAGGUGCUGGUGUGUCCCAUGAAGUCCGCCCCUGUCCUGCUGACGCUGUCAGACUCCAAACAUGUUGUCCUGCCCGUUGACGACGACUCAGAUCUAAAUGUGGUUGCAGCCUUUGAUAGGAGGGGCGAGUACAUCUACACUGGCAAUGCCAAAGGAAAGAUUCUAGUGCUGAGGACAAACACUCAGGAGCUGGUGGCUUCUUUCAGAGUGACAACCGGCACCAGCAACACCACUGCCAUCAAAUCUAUUGAAUUUGCACGCAAGGGCAGUUGCUUCCUCAUAAACACAGCGGAUCGGAUAAUCAGGGUUUAUGAUGGCAGAGAGAUCCUGACCUGUGGGCGAGAUGGGGAACCAGAACCCAUGCAGAAACUACAGGACCUGGUCAACAGGACACCAUGGAAGCGCUGCUGUUUCUCUGGGGACGGCGAGUACAUUGUAGCCGGUUCAGCGAGACAGCACGCCCUGUACAUCUGGGAGAAAAGCAUCGGUAACUUAGUAAAGAUCCUGCAUGGAACCCGAGGAGAGCUGCUGCUGGAUGUUGCUUGGCAUCCUGUUCGUCCGAUCAUCGCCUCCAUCUCCAGUGGAGUGGUUUCCAUUUGGGCUCAGAACCAAGUGGAAAACUGGAGUGCUUUUGCCCCAGACUUCAAAGAGCUGGAUGAGAAUGUGGAGUACGAGGAGCGAGAGUCUGAAUUUGACAUUGAGGAUGAAGAUAAGAGUGAACCCGAGCAGACAGGUGCAGACGCUGCAGAAGAUGAAGAGGUGGAUGUGACCACUGUUGAUCCCAUAGUGGCUUUUUGCAGCAGUGAUGAGGAGCUGGAGGACUAUAAGGCGCUGCUGUAUCUGCCCAUCGCCCCCGAGGUCGAGGAUCCAGAAGAGAACCCCUUCGGUCCGCCGCCAGACGCCUCCGUCCAGGCCGCUGGUCCGGACGACGUGUUGGCCGGCGGCGACAAGAAGCAGCGGCAGCCUUCGUCUGAAGGAGGCCCAGCCAAGAAAAAGGCUCGCACCACCACCAUUGAACUGCAGGGGGUGCCCAGUGAUGAGGUGCACCCCUUACUGGGCGUGAAGGGGGACGGCAAGUCAAAGAAGAAGACAGCCGGCCGACCCAAAGGCUCCAAAGGUAAAGACAAAGACUUCCCCUUCAGGCCCAAGCCCUGCAGGGGCGAACGGCCCUCCUUUCCUGUGGUGCCUGAGGCCCUGGGCAGCUCUGGCCCAGGGGUAGGAGGAGGAGGAGGAGGAGGGAUGAAGGGCAGGGCAGAGGGGGGCCUGGCCACAGGAAGUCUGGUCUCUCAGUCGUACAAACAGCACGACAUUGGAGGGAUGGACUGAUCGUUGAUAUUUGUGAUUAUCGGCUGGCUCGCACAAAAAGACACAAGUCCAGAUAUCUUGUACAGACUGUGAGUGAGCGGCCUGUUUGGUGUGCAGACUCUUUCCUCCCCCGACCAGAGACCAGCAUCACAGCCCAGACCACCGACAGGAGCCGUGAACCGUCAGAGUCUACACUUUAGAAAUCACACGUCCUCUGUCUCCGUAGGAUUCGUCAUGUAUAGAACACCUGUGUCCUGAUAGUGUGUGUGUUGUCUUUCUUGUUUUUAUACAUAUUAAAAAUUCUGAUUUGUAAA